AUGCGGUCGCACCACCACCACCCCCGCAGAUCGUUCCAUGACGCAAACUGGCGCGGCAUGAAGCUGCAGCAGGACCGCAAGAACAAGACCACCUGGGUGCCCUACUCGUUACGGGUCCAUGGUGGCGGGAUCCAUCUUCCCCAGAUUCUUGGAGCAGGCCUCUUUGCAGCGCUCAUCUGCUACCUCUCGUCAGAUGUCAACGAGAAGUAUUCGCUACACACGCCAAUUCUCUUCCCCGUCUGGGGGUUCAUCGUCGCGCUGUCAAUCAGCUUCCGCAUGACGUCCGCCUACUCCCGCUGGUGGGAGGGUCGCACGGAAUGGGACAAGAUCUCGGCUCUCACCCGCAACAUCGCGCGUACAAUCUGGCUGCACAUCCCAACGCUCAAGACCCCCGCGGACCACGACCCGUCGGCAAAGUCAGACCUCGAGGUAAAAAAAGAGGCCAUCGAGCUCUUGCACGCAUUUGCUGUCGCGCUCAAGUACCAUCUUCGCGGCGAGCGCGACUGGGAGCGGCUUGGGGAGCUGAAGGAGCUAUUGAAGGGACUGCCAGCUUACCAGCAACUCCACCUCCACCAUGAUACCGCAAAUCACCCGAUCCAGAUCACGCUCCACAUCUCGGCAUACCUCGAGCACCUCCGGCAGACUCGCCCCGUAGACACCCAGGUCUUCACGCAUCUGCUGCUGUACAUGGACUCGCUCACCUCCUGCAUUUCCUCGUGUGAGCGUCUCCUGCGCACGCCCAUUCCUCUCGGCUACAACAUCGCCAUCUCGCGCGCCGUGUGGAUGUUCAUCCUCGUGCUGCCCAGCCAGCUCUUCCGCACGCUCGGGUGGCUGACCGUGCCGGUGACGAUGGUGACGGCAUAUGUGCUGAUGGCGCUGAGCGAGGUUGGCCUCGAGAUCGAGAAUCCGUGGGGAACGGGCCCGAAUAAUCUGGAUCUUGAUCGGUACUGCAUGCUGCUGAGCUUCGACCUGCAGGAUAUCAUGAUGAGGCCCGCCGUGGAGUAUGGGAAGUGGAUUAGUGAGCCGGUGCCGAUUGUGUAUAAUCCCGGAGUGUUAAUUGGGAUGGGGAGGGGGGCUUUCGGGAGUGUCGAGACCACGUAUGGUGCGGUGGGAAUGGGAGUCGGUGGGUUCGUGUAG
This is a messenger RNA of Morchella sextelata, 1137 nucleotides long. RefSeq lists its product as uncharacterized. The coding region runs from base 1 to 1137 and encodes 378 amino acids. The transcript is spliced from 4 exons. Lineage: Eukaryota; Fungi; Ascomycota; Pezizomycetes; Pezizales; Morchellaceae. The record is from RefSeq and is a predicted model, not a curated record. Gene Ontology annotation, molecular function: chloride channel activity.